Molecule: messenger RNA, 216 nt
Organism: Racocetra persica
Lineage: Eukaryota; Fungi; Glomeromycota; Glomeromycetes; Diversisporales; Gigasporaceae
Source: the annotation of a GenBank genome assembly
AUGGAGAAAUCAAAAGAAGAAGCAAUGAGUAUAGAAACACCUGAUGAGCAAGAAAUAAAGGAUAUCUCUCAUAGUACAGACAAUAAAAUAGAAGAUACUCAGAAAGAAACUAAACAAGCAACUACUUUCUCAGAAACAGAACUUAUGACAAGAGAUAAGCUUGCAUUAGAUAGCCCAUCUUUUAAAGAUAAUAACAAAGAAAAUAACCCUCCUUAA